AUGAAUGCUAUGGUAAUUGCUAUUGUUAAAAUUUUAGAUUGUCAUUCUCGUUGCUCAAAGUGCUCACUUGCAAUCACCAACAAAGAUUGUAUAUCCUGUGUUUAAGGUUACUUCCUUUACAAUGCUAAAAACUACACUUGCAUCUAAUAAUGCCCAAAUCAGGCAGCUCAAUUUUAUGAAAAAGUUAUCGAAGACUGCAUAGUGUGUCAUGAGUUUUGUGAUGGCUGCACAGGCCCAUCAAGCAAUGAUUGUAUUGCUUGCAAACCUCCUUUCAAAUAAAUGGGUUCUAGAUGUGGGACUCAGUUGUGUCCAUUUGGCUCUUAUUAUAACGAACAAACGAAUCAGUGUGUAAAUUGUGAAUAUCCUUGUGAGUAGUGUGAAGAGUCUGCUUAUAAUUGUAAAACCUGCCUAGAGGGCUUCGCCUUUGAUGAAUCUGGAAUAUGCACUUAUUGUGAAGAUUUGAUUGGCUUUUCUAUGCCCUGGAGUUUUAAUUAAAUGAUACCUGGAGGAGGUGUGUGUACUGAAAUCUGUGGAGAUGGGUAAAAUCUUGGAUUUUACGAAUGCGAUGAUGGAAAUUUAAGAAAUUUUGAUGGAUGUAGUAUCGAUUGCCGAAUUGAGGCUGGAUUUAAUUGUUAUACUGAUAUUUACAACAGCUCCUCAAUCUGCUCACAAAUUAGAGGCCCUAAUUUUGAAAUCAUUAAAAUAAGUUCUAGGAACAAAUUAAUUUACUUAUAGUUUGACUCCAACGUAGUCAUUGAUAAGAAGAGUUUAAAAACGAGCGAUUUAAUAGUUAAUAUAUAUGGGUUGGAUUAAAGUCCUUAAUUUAAUAUGAGUGGUUAAGUAACAAAAUUGCUUAUUGAAAAGAGGUAAUUGGUUCUAUCCUUUGAGCAAUAUUUUUCAGUAUUAGGAUCUAAUUAAGUACUUAUAGAAAUAGGCUUCAAAAAUAUGUCUAUGAUUCGAGAUGCAAAAACUGGAAAUAAGUUAAGUAAAUAACUUAGCUAACCUUAUUACCUCAACAGAUUUGAUUAUGUGUCUCCUGAAACUGAGGCAUAAGCAAAGAAAUUUGGUGUUACCGCAUCUCGGACAUCUAUAACAGCUCUUGUAACUAAUAUUUUAAUCUAGAUUAUUAUUGGUUAAGCUCUUGGAAGCAUCUGGAUAGCCAUGAAUACUCUUUAGAUUAUUUAUUUAAUGCCUUUGAUGAAUUUUGCAAAUAUUUCAGAUGAUUUUAUUGGCGACCCUUUCUUUUAUAAGUACAUGCUUUUGAACUAGAUUAAUGAUAAGCCUGUGAGUUAGAACUUUGAGGAAUAUGAAUUUGAAUCUUCCAUAUUUUUCUUCAACUACUCUAGGAAAAUGUAGAUGUGGGCGAUGUUUGCUCUUGGCUACCCGAUUUUAAAGAUUUGCAAUCGAUUUCUCAAGCAUAGAUAUUUUGAUGUUCUUAAACAGUAUGAGCAGAGUUAUAGAUUCAAUGUUGUUUGGAGAGUUUUAACUGAGCUUUAUUUAGAGAUGACUCUUACUAUGAACUCUCAUGAAUUGGACAAAGAGUAAGUUAUUUAAAAACAUGGAGUACUAUAUGAAGGAACUAAAAUAGCAAUGCCGUUCGAGUCUAAACUAAUGAAUUAUUCAAAUAUCAUGAAUGAAUCUCUCACAGGUAUUGCAUUUGCUAUUGCCUACAAUUUUACAUUAACUACUACCACAGAGUAAUAAGAAUUUUAUUUCAAAAAGAUCAGAAUGUUUGUCUUGAAAAAAUUAGGAAGAAAUCUAGAAAAUAGAGAUGAAAAGAUUUUAAAUGGUUCGUAAUUAACAAUUUCCUCAUAAAAUGCUUUCAUUAAUAAUUUGGAUGAUGAUACACAAUUAUCUGAGUAUCAGUAAACUCAAGAUCUCAAGAAAUUUAAUCCAUUUUAAAACCUGAAAAUGAGAUAAAAAGCAGUUCCUGCUCUUUUAACUUCAAAAAGGCAGAGAAGAUUGGAUCAAGUAUAAUAACUCAGUUUAAAAUCUUAAAAAAUUAUUUAAGGCAUUAAUUAGUAGAAAAAUGAGGAUUCAUAGGGCAGUAGCAUUGAAAAAAUAUAAAAAUUAUCUAAUUAGAAGGAACAAAUUAAUUUUGAAAAAGUGGAAGAUUAGGAGGAAGAAUAUGACUUCGAAUUUUUGAAUUAACGCUUUAAUAAAAGAUAAAAGGCUAGGUCUUAGUUUAAUUUAAAAUAAACUUCUAGAAGUGCUAAAUCUUAAGGUAAAUGGAGUAAGUUAAGCUUACAUCCAUUACAACAUUAAGAUAUCGUAAUCUAAAGUGAAAAUAAGAAACAAAAAUGA
Stylonychia lemnae is the source of this 2304-nucleotide messenger RNA. Lineage: Eukaryota; Ciliophora; Spirotrichea; Sporadotrichida; Oxytrichidae. The record is from the annotation of a GenBank genome assembly.